This is a messenger RNA of Vespula pensylvanica (western yellowjacket), 4811 nucleotides long. It is a transcript of the gene Sulf1, whose product is annotated as extracellular sulfatase SULF-1 homolog. Gene Ontology annotation, molecular function: glycosaminoglycan binding; N-acetylglucosamine-6-sulfatase activity. Lineage: Eukaryota; Metazoa; Arthropoda; Insecta; Hymenoptera; Vespidae. The record is from RefSeq and is a predicted model, not a curated record. The transcript has 18 exons. Bases 293 to 4612 code for a protein of 1439 amino acids.
CGUGUAAAUCAUCGUAAGGUUGGCCCCAUUAGUCGGCAAAGAACGCGGAGAGACGAAGAUCCAUCGUUGGAGACCGUACGAGAGAUCGAAGUAUUUCCAUAGAGGAAGACAGAUUUGGUAGAAGUAAAUAGACAAAGAAGAAGAAGAAGAAGAAGAAGAGUAAGAAUAACAGGGGAAAAAAGAAGAGAAGAGAAAGAAAGGAGACAAUUCGUCGAAUACUCCGGUCGAAGUCGUCCAGCCAUGAUAUGACACUCGAGUGAAGCGAGCUCUCUGUAAGCGACGGGCAGCCAUCAUGAGGAUAUUACUUCAACUUCUGGUCGUCCUGCUGUUGGGCGUCAAUGCCAGACGAAGGGACGGCGAGGGCCCUGUAGACGACAUCUUUGGUGGACAGCGUCGUGCCACUCAGCAUAAGAUUAAUUACAACACUAAUAACAACAACAACAAUAACAACAACAACAACAACAAUGGCCAAGCAUUGAAUUCUCCGUACUUGCCGUAUCAACAAUUAAGAGAAAGGAAACCCAAUAUCGUAUUGAUCUUAACGGACGAUCAAGACGUCGAACUUGGUUCGCUGAACUUCAUGCCGCGGACCCUAAGGCGAAUAAGGGACGAGGGAGCCGAGCUGAGACACGCAUACGUGACCACUCCCAUGUGUUGUCCAAGCAGGAGUUCCUUACUGACCGGCCGUUACGUUCACAAUCACGAGGUCUUCACGAACAACGACAACUGCAGUAGCCCCCAGUGGCAAAGAGAUCACGAGCCGCACUCCUUUGCCGCUUACCUGAGCAACGCAGGAUAUCGUACCGGAUACUUCGGUAAAUAUUUGAACAAGUACAACGGCUCGUACAUACCGCCUGGUUGGCGGGAAUGGGGUGGUCUGAUAAUGAACUCGAGAUACUACAACUACAGCGUCAACAUGAACGGGAAAAAGAUAAAGCACGGCUUCGAGUAUAGCAAGGACUAUUAUCCGGAUUUAAUAGCUAACGAUAGCGUUGCGUUUCUACGGCAAAGCAAGCAUAAUUUUGCCCGCAAGCCGGUAAUGUUGGUUGCAAGCUUUCCGGCGCCUCAUGGACCAGAAGAUUCCGCACCACAAUUCUCGCAUCUCUUUUUCAACGUCACCACUCAUCAUACGCCAGCUUACGAUUACGCACCAAAUCCAGACAAACAGUGGAUUCUCCAAGUCACUCAGAAGAUGCAGCCUAUACACAAACAGUUUACGGAUCUCUUGAUGACCAAGAGACUCCAGACUUUGCAGAGUGUCGACGCAGCGGUCGAUAGAAUCUAUCAAGAAUUGAAAGACUUGGGAGAGUUGGAUAAUACCUACAUCAUUUACACAUCCGACCACGGUUAUCACUUGGGACAAUUCGGUCUUAUCAAAGGCAAGAGCUUCCCAUUCGAGUUCGACGUCAGAGUUCCUUUCCUCAUAAGAGGACCUGGCAUAGAACCUGGAUCCGUAGUAGACGACAUAGUUUUAAACAUUGAUCUGGCGCCGACCUUCCUGGACAUCGCCGGCGUCGAAACACCACCGCAGAUGGAUGGCCGAUCUUUCAAGAUGCUUUUUCUAAAUAAUAAACGUGGAAGAAGGCCGAAAAUAAAAUGGCCAGAUACAUUCCUAAUCGAAUCGUCGGGUCGUCGAGAGACCCCAGAGUCAAUCGCUGAAUCGAAAGCACGAGAAGCGAGAAGGCAAAACGCGACGAUGACGAGGCAAACGCAUGGUUCACAGAACGAGGAGGUUGAUGACAUUACCGAAGCCGAUGAUUCUGAGACCGAUCGGCGAUUUAUAGAAAAUGAUACUGGAAGCGAUCAAGAUAUUUCCGAGGAUGAUUUCGACGAGUCGAUUAUCGAUGAAACAACUCCGGAAUUGCAUUUGGACAACAGAGUGCAUCCGGUUCAAUCGCCAUUUUCUUCGAAACACGAGCGUCUCGCAAUCGAGUGUUCGAGACCGGAAGCACAGGCCGAUUGCGUGCAUGGUCAAAAGUGGCGUUGCGAGAGAGACGGUCAUCGUUGGAGAAGACACAAAUGUAGAUACGCGUUACCACCGCCUAUACAAAGGACGUCGAAAAAAUGUGCAUGUUUCACGCCACAAGGAUUGGUUUACACUAGAUUGGAGACUAACGAUUUCGAUAUAUCGAGAUAUGGAUUUGGAAGAGAUCGAAGACCUUUAGAUCCUUAUGGCGAAACGACUGGAUAUUUUAUGAAACGAGGUAAAAGAGAAAUAUCCGAGAACGAUGAACUCGAGGAAGAUGAUUUAGAUGACGAUAUGAGAGAUCGACGAGCUAUAGACGAGGAAGACGACGAUGAAUUCCUUCAGGAUUUGGAUACGCUUAAAAAAGAUGUACACGAGGACGACUAUUCCUUCAGAAAUGCCUAUCGUAAUUAUACGAGAGUAAUGCGUAUCGACACGGACGAUGACGACGAACAUAAGAGUAAUGUAGAAGAAAAAGCAUGGGAUGAUCGUCUGAUUUCAAGUUACUCGAUUAACGAUUUCGAUCCUAGUUUAGAUAAGAUCGUAAAAGGUCGAUUAAAUGUCGAAGAUGUGAUCAAGAGACAUAGAAGAGUACGAAGGAGUGCAACGAAGAAGGAUACGAUUGAACACGUUACACAGAUAAUGGAAAGUAUAGAGGAAGAAUUGGACGAUUUAAAACAAACGCAUGCACGUCAUUCUACCUCGCCACGAGUGACUUUACCAUCCAAAUGUUCGGUACUUCCCGAAGGUGGUGUGAAUUGUAGCGAAGCUAUUUAUCUGGAUCCGAACGAGUGGAGAAUAUCCAGACGAAAGAUCGAACAACAAAUCAAGGAGAUGAGAAUGCAGUUAGAGACUUUGAAGGAAAUACGUCGACAUUUAAUGAUUAAACGUCCUCAAUUCAUUCCGGACAAUGAAGAGGAGUCUGCCGAGCCAGAGGAACCACAUGUUUCUCAUAAACCACAUUAUCAUACUUCUAAGAAUCAUACCAGCAGGCAUCACAAAAAACAUGAGAAAGGGCCCCAUGCGAAUUCGAUUAACGUAACCACUACUACCACCCAUCGAUCUACUUCAAAGUCGACUCAAUUUUCUACCAUCGAGAAAGACUCGACGAUUCACGAUGAUAAUAUUAGAUAUAACGUUACUCAAGCAGAAAUUUCGAUUAAUGAUUCUGCUGUUACUACCACCACCACUACUACUACUACUACUACUACUAUGUCACCAAAAGCGAAAAAGAUUCCACGUCGACAAAAAGUCAAAGAACCAUUUAACAAUACUACCGAUAGCGAAGAUAAUAAACAACAAAGACGUAGAAAAAUUUCGUAUAACCGAAAGAACAAUAAUACCCUUCUUACCAAUAGCGUUCACGAUGACGUUCUACCAAAUCAAAACGUAAAUGAAAAUAUUGGAACUGUUACUCCUAGCCAAGAAGACCAAGUAACUUUCAAUCAAAAAUCGCAAUAUCGAACAAAUAAAUCAACCAAUGUUCCAAUCGUCUUUACCAGUGCUCACGAUGGCACUCAAAAUAAUUAUAGAAGUAACAACGUAAAUAACAAAUUAACGACGACCGAACUAACGUCACAUCAUGUAUCAUCGUUCGUAACUGAAACACCAGGUUCGAUUGGAACAGUCGAGUUUGGUACACCAGUGUUCAAACCAACCGUAUCUACCGCACUAAACCAUCCUACUUCAACUAAGAGCGAAACUACUAGUACAACUAGUUCAACGAUACAAUUAACUGUACCAACAACAAUUCCACCUGCUAAGAAAUUACCAAAAGUACAAAAGAACAAAACGGGUGCUAUUCUGGGACCAGCUAGAAUAGAUGUCACCAUUUUGGAGACUCCGGAUAGAAAACAUAAACAAGGUAUAACAGCGACAAAUAAUAAUGGUCGUUUACCACCGUUACUAAACAGUCCUUUAGAAGCACGUCACAAGUGCUAUUGCGAACCUGAUUCGUAUUCGAAGAAAGAUGAGAAAGAGAUCGCUAGAGAGGAAAGGAGACGGUUAAAGGAAGAACGACUUAAGAAGAAAGAACGCAAACUUAAGAAAAAGGCUAAGCUUGAAAAGGAUUGUUUGACUGAAAAGAUGAAUUGCUUCGAGCAUGACAAUGAUCAUUGGCGCACUGCUCCAUUGUGGAAUGCAGGACCAUUCUGUUUUUGCAUGAAUGCUAACAAUAAUACGUAUUCCUGUAUACGUACUAUUAACGUAACGCAUAAUUUCCUUUAUUGUGAAUUUACUACAGGUUUAGUGACUUUUUACAAUUUAAGAGUCGAUCCGUUUGAACAAUGGAAUAGAAUAUCGAUGUUGACACCGUCAGAUAGAUCUUAUCUUCACGAUCAAUUGGAACAUUUGAAAGGUUGUAAAGGAACGCGCGAUUGUACCGUAGGAAGCGCCAGAGAGACAAUGCCUCAAGUUCAACAACAUCAAAAAUAUAUAUCUAAGAGAAAGUAUAGUAAUACAUUUGAGGAUUUAUUUGUGCCAUCAGCCUUACAAAUUAUUCGAGAAAGUGAACUCGGUAGUCCGCCUAAUAAAAGACGGAAAAAAUUACCAAGCGUUUGGAACAGGCGAAGUCGAAGUUGGCAAAGUAACUUCAGACAUCAUGAAGAUGCAACGACUUCACGACGUCACAGACAUCAGUAUUGGUAAAUUUAUUUUUAUUAUUUUUAUUUUAUUUUAUUUUAUUUUUUUUUAUUUCAAAUUUUCUUUAUAACAGUGUGACAAAUUGCCUUAGAAAUGUAAUUAGUUUCGCAAUGCAUUUAAUAAUGUAAUUUAUUUUGUUAUAUUAGUAACAAAGAUUAUGAUAUUUAAUUAAAACCAUUUGAAAUUCAUUCAAUUUUUAUCAUGG